AUGAUGGAAGAAAAUGGCACAGAAUCAACUCAGCACUCAAUAAUGCCGCAACGUAAAAAGCUUCCACGCACGUUUUCGGAGGUGGAAUUGUUUCCAUACUUUCCGAUUAUAGUGGAAUCUAUCGACCCCAGAAAUACAAGCAAUGACAUCAUGAAGCAAGUUAAGGAUGGGAUCGAUGUAGUCGAAUUAGGUAUUGGCAUCAACCAUAUUAAGAAAGCCAGGAACCAGAAGGUUCUAAUCGGUUGCGAGUCUGAAGAAGAUAGAAAUAUUCUUCAAGACCGACUUAAGCACACAACUGACAACUUAAAAGUGUACAGACCAGCCACUAGAAACCCACUUUUACGUCUUACAGGAGUUGUCUUCGACUUGUCAAAUGGUAAGAUCGAAGAAGCUAUAAUAAAACAGAACACCACACUUCUAAGCGAUAUUACGGCAGCAGCUACAAGCUCCACGUGUAAUAUUAUCUUGGAAAUUGAAGACGAUGUGUGCAAAAUUUCGACCUAUGCAAGUAUCCUAAAUGAAGAUCAUAUCAUAUUUGGAGGAGACAUCAAUGCGAAGAGCCCCUGGUGGGGUUGCAAUGUGGAGGAUGGAGCCCCAUCCAGCGAAGCGGAUUAA
Parnassius apollo (apollo) is the source of this 615-nucleotide messenger RNA. Lineage: Eukaryota; Metazoa; Arthropoda; Insecta; Lepidoptera; Papilionidae. The record is from the annotation of a GenBank genome assembly.